Molecule: messenger RNA, 1281 nt
Organism: Trematomus bernacchii (emerald rockcod)
Lineage: Eukaryota; Metazoa; Chordata; Actinopteri; Perciformes; Nototheniidae
Product: CD5 antigen-like
Exons: 6
Coding region: 1-1281 (426 amino acids)
Cellular component (GO): membrane
Source: RefSeq, a predicted model, not a curated record
AUGGAUCAGAUCAGGCAGGAUCCUGGAGUAAACACAGAGAUCAUCAUCAUCAGAAAGAGCAGAGGACUCCAGGCUGAAGGAGAACACAACUCAACAGGAGACCUGGAGGUGGAACAUGAGGGAGAAUGGAGACCAGUGAGGGGCUUUCUCUCUCUCUGGACCCUGAAGGCAACAGGAGUCGCCUGCAGAGAGCUGGACUGUGGCUCUGCUGUUUCUGUGGGAGGGAGAGAGGGGUCCUCAAGGAGACCUGUGUGGGGGAUCGAUCCUGAAUGUGUUGAGUCUGGAUCUGCUCUGAGGGAGUGUGCACAAUCAUCUUCCUCUAGAGACAUCCUGACUCUCACCUGCUCAGACUCUGUCAGGCUGCUGGGGGGGACUGGUCUGUGCUCAGGCAGACUGGAGGUGAACUCUGACCAGUCUAACCAGUCUAACCCGUCCUGGUCCUCAGUGUGUGAGGCUGACUUUGACCAGCAGGAUGCUCAGGUGGUCUGCCGGCAGCUGGGCUGUGGGGCUCCUUCAGUCCUCCAGGGGGCGCUCUAUGGAGAAGGGGAGGCUCCAAUGUGGACCAAAGAGUUCCAGUGUGGAGGCAAUGAGUCUGCUCUCCUGGACUGUAGCUCAGCCUCAGAGAGAAACACCUGCUCACCUGGCACAGCUGUUAGCCUCACCUGCUCAGAGCCUGGUGGUGUUAAGCUGGAGGGAGGAGAGAGUCGCUGUGCAGGAGCUCUGGAGGUGGAACAUCUGGGAGAAUGGAGACCAGUGGGGGGCUCUCUCUGGACCCUGAAGGAAGCAGGAGUCGCCUGCAGAGAUCUCGACUGUGGCUCUGCUGUUUCUGUGGGACUGAGAGAGGAGUCCUCAUUGAGACCUGUGUUGGUGAUCAGACCUGACUGUGUUCAGUCUGGAUCUGCUCUGAGGGAGUGUGCAGCAUCAUAUUCCUCUCUCUACCUCCUGAAUCUCACCUGCUCAGAUAAGCUGUUUCAGCCCAACAUCUCUGUGUCCUCCUCCAUGUACGGGGUCUCCGGGGCCCAGCAGCAGGGGUUCCAGGUGUUCAGAGGCUUCACCUUCACCAUCAGUUGCUCCAUCCAGCCUCAGUACCUAGGAGGCUCCUUCCUGCUCAGCUCCUCCACUCACAACUACACCCAGCCAGCUGUCAAUCACUCUGCCCACUUCCUGUUCCCGGCUGCAGAGCCCGCCCACCAGGGAAACUACAGCUGUGUUUAUGUCUCUGCUUUUUCUCAGGACUUCUCCUCUGAGAGCCGUGUGCUCUCCGAUCACCGUCACAGGUGA